AUGAAUGCCAAUAAAGAAUGUGACAAGGAUUUAUUAAAAGAGUUGGAUUUAGUAAUACGGUCAAUUAAUCCAUAUGCAAAAAGCUAUAAAAUGUUAAAAACUUUGGAAAAUGAAGAAAUAAGUAGGCAGUCACAAAAUUCUGAGACAACAGUAACUGAAAACAAUGUUUCUAUGAUGAUACGUCAAAAUAGAACUGUCGAUUGUAGACGCUAUAAUUUACCAAAUUGCAGUGAAGUAGCUGUUAUAUUCAAAAACAAUGAUGGUGCUCCACCUUUUCAACGUGACAUUCGUAUCUAUCCAAAAUCUGAGAAUAAUGAUACUUUCAUAAAUAUCAAUAGUUUUAGCUGUAAUUUAGACCCUAUGUGUUACACUUUAAUGUUUCCAUAUGGAGAACCUGGAUGGGAGCCUAAUAUGCUUAGUAAUAUUCAAAAUGAUGAUGAAAAAGAAAAGCACAUUACAAUGUUGCAAUAUAAAAAAUCUAAAUUAUCUAUAACUACUCAACAACAGAAUCCUUUGCUUAACUAUGGUAAAUUACUUCAACAAUAUGUUGUAGAUUCUUAUGUGCAAGUUGAAGCCAAUAGAUUGAAUUUUGUGAGAAAUCAUCAAAAAGAUUUGCGUGUUGAAAGCUAUACUGGUUUAAUGGAUUAUAUGAGAAAUAAAACAGAGGAAAAUGCUUGUGAAGUAGGAAAGCAAAUUAUUUUACCUAGCUCUUUCGAAGGUUCACCUAGAAAUAUGAGAGAAAAGUAUUUAGAUGCAAUGUCAAUUGUUAGUACAUGUGGAUCCCCAGACCUAUUUAUUACAUUUACUUGCAAUCCUAAAUGGCCAGAAAUAUCAGAUAAUUUAUUGUACUCACAAUCUGCAAGUGACAGACCUGAUUUAGUAUGCAGAGUAUUUUCAUUGAAACAUAAAGAAUUAAUUCACGAUAUUGUCGAAAAUAAAAUAUUUGGCGAAGUAAGUGGUUAUGUUUACACUAUUGAAUUUCAAAAACGAGGCUUACCACAUGCUCACAUGUUAUUCAUUUUGAAAGAUAAAAUAUUGAGUAGUGAAAUGAUUGAUAGAUUUGUUAGUGCUGAAAUUCCAGAUCCUAAAGUGUAUCCUGCAUUACAUGAAAUAGUCAAAAAUAAUAUGAUUCAUGGUCCUUGUGGUGCAAUGAAACCUAAUGCUUAUUGUAUGGAAAAUGGAAAAUGUGUAAAAGGAUUUCCAAAAACUUUUCACAAUGAAACUUGUAUGGAUAGAGCAGGUUAUCCUUCUUAUAGGCGUAGAAAUGAUAUCGAAAUUACUAAAAAUGGUGUUACCUAUGAUAAUAGAUAUGUUGUUCCUUAUAAUAAGUACCUAUCAAAGAAAUAUAAUGCACAUAUUAAUGUUGAAGUAUGUACAACUGUAAAAAGUGUAAAGUAUAUUUUCAAAUAUAUUUACAAGGGUUAUGAUUGUGCUUGUAUUAAAAUAAUGCAUCAAGGAACUUCGUUAUUAUUGUAUGAUGAGAUAGAAUCCUACCUAGAUUGUCGUUAUAUAAGUGCAUGCGAAGCUGCUUGGAGAUUAUUUGAAUUCAAGUUACAUGAUCGAUCACAUAGUGUCAUUCGUUUACAAGUUCAUUUACCAGACGAACAAAAUGUGAUGUUUAAAAAAGGAAACGAAGAAAUAGGUUUGCAACGAACUAAGAGUACUCUGUUAGCUUGGUUUGAAUUGAAUAAGAAGAAUGACCAUAGUAGAAAAUAUAAAUAUACUGAAAUACCUCAACAUUAUGUGUUUAAUAAAAGUAAUCAGGUGCAACAAGUUAUGAAGAUAUCCGAACUGUAA
Molecule: messenger RNA, 1797 nt
Organism: Planococcus citri (citrus mealybug)
Lineage: Eukaryota; Metazoa; Arthropoda; Insecta; Hemiptera; Pseudococcidae
Exons: 2
Coding region: 1-1797 (598 amino acids)
Source: RefSeq, a predicted model, not a curated record